UCUCUCUCUCUUCACGAUACCUCUCUCUUUCUAUAUAUAUACACGCGUGUGUGCCUAUUACUAUCAGAAAAAUCAAGUCACGUCUUAGAGAGGGAGAGAAAUAAUGGGAGAGAAGAAGAGGGAGCAGAGACUCGAAAAGGCAGCCAUUGAAGGGGGAAACGGCCUCACUGACGAAAAUACUUGAAGAAGAUCCGCUGAUUCUUCGACGAGUAAUGGUGGGUGGUUCCGUCCACACUCCUCUCCACGUGGCCGCGAACUGGGGGCACCUGGAAUUUGUCCGGAAGCUGUUGGAUAACAACAAGGCACUCGCCGGAGUGCUGGACGAGCGGCGGCAGUCGGCCCUCCACCUGGCGGCGGCCAACGGACACGACAAGAUUGUGGAAGUUUUAGUGGAAGCUAACGCCAACAUGUGCUUGACUCCGGACGGCGACGGCAGAAAUCCUCUGCACCGGGCGGCCGUGGAGGGGCACGACUCCGUAUUGAGUGUGUUCUUUGAGAAGAAUCCCCAUUGGAUUCAUGAGAUGCUCAAAGCCAUAGAUGGCGGCGGCAACACCAUCCUUCAUCUGGCUGUCAUGAACAAGAAAUCUCAGGUUGUGGACUUGUUGCUUGUUAAAAUAAAAGAUGAAAUGAAAAUGAAGAACAUACAAGAGACAGAAAACCCCUUAAACACGAUAAACAAAUGUGGGUGCACGGCUCUGGACAUUAUGGAGAGAGUUCAAUCUCCACCUCAAGAUUGUAAAGAAUCCAAGAAGAAUUUUCGAAAAGCUGGUGCCUUGAAAGCUGCUACCUUGAAAGUCGAUGAGCUUCUAUCCAAGAGGCAGAAUGCAUUGCUGGUGGCGGCGUCGCUUAUGGCAACCAUGGCUUUUCAAGUCGGGGUGACCCAUCCUGGUGGUGUCUGGCAAGACAAUGGACCCAACAAUUCAACAAACAACAAUUCAACAGACGAGUUCCAUAAAGCUGGAGAAGCUGUGGUUGCUUAUUAUUACUCGGAGACAGGAUGGUUCUUUGUUGCCAACACAAUAGGAUUUGUGGCAUCACUAAGCACAAUACUGUUUCUAGUGACCGGAUUGCCUUUCAAGAAAAAGUUGUUUACGCGGAUCAUGGUGCUGACCAUGUGCAUCGCAGUUACAUCCAUAGCAUUUACAUACGCAUUUUCAAUCGCCUCAAUCACCCCGGAUUGGUUCUGGAACAUUGUCUCUAAGUGCAUUUAUUACGGUAUGAUAGUUUGGUGUGGGGUGAUCUGUGUUCUUGUGUUAAUCCACACCAUUCCCUUGUUGAAAAGGCGGUUGAAGGUCAGAUGGGAUCGUGUGCGGCCACGGAUGAAGUUAUUCAUGGAAUUCAUCCCAUGUUCAAUUAAUGGGAACGAGAACACAGUUUGAUCUUUAAUUAGCCUUAUCCGUGAGUUUGAAUUAGAAUGUGUUAAAUGUAUUGCCUUCUAGUUCCUGUUAUGGAAAUUGAAUAAUUUCUUCCAAGUGAAAUCACUUACAUAUGUUACUCUAUUUUUCAGAAAUGUGGUGUCUUGUUGCAGUUAGAUCUACCAUU
Molecule: messenger RNA, 1542 nt
Organism: Diospyros lotus (date-plum)
Lineage: Eukaryota; Viridiplantae; Streptophyta; Magnoliopsida; Ericales; Ebenaceae
Product: ankyrin repeat-containing protein ITN1-like
Exons: 2
Coding region: 213-1379 (388 amino acids)
Cellular component (GO): plasma membrane
Molecular function (GO): protein phosphatase regulator activity; protein phosphatase 1 binding
Source: RefSeq, a predicted model, not a curated record